UCAGACUAUUAUGUUUCACAGAGCAUGUGCAGAUCAGUGCUGUUGAUUGAGAGUUUCACUGACUGGCCAGAGGAGAGUCCGGGCUAGGUUGAAACAGAAUCUCUACUGGAGGUCGGUUUGGAAAGAUGGCCAACAUAGAGGCUUUACCUGAGCAGGUGCUGCUCAAAAUUCUCUCCUACAUCCCGGCAGGAGAGUUAGUUUUGACCUGUAGACUAGUCUGCCAACACUGGAAGAAGCUUGUGGAUAGACGAGACAUAAAAGUUCAACACAAAAGGUCACUGAGGCUGAAGAAAAAGGAAUACCAGGGUACAGUUUAUUAUUGCACAUCCGCAAUAAAGAAUCUAAUCAAGAACCCAUGUGGAGAAGAGGAAUUUGCCUUCUGGGAACUCACCAGUAACGGCGGAGAUAGAUGGAAGGUGGAAGACUUUCCAAAAGACUUCAGAAAGCCCUUUCCAAAUCCAGAGAUCCAGAAAUAUUUUGUCACCUCUUACGGGUGGUGCGAAAAAUCUCAACUGAUUAACCUCAUCUCGGAAGGAUUUGAGGCAGAGAUCCUGGAUAACAUUCAACCUCCUAUCACAGUGCGGGACUGGUACGCGGGGAGGCAUGAUUGUGGUUUUGAGUAUGAACUACAUGUUGAGCUCCUCUCUGAAGACAUGAGCAAGAUCCAGGAGUACAAGACUGACAAGAUUCGUGGCCCCCAGUGGAAUGAUGCAAAAUGGAGGGAGGUAUCAAACACUUUCACAAACUAUGGGCCUGGUGUACGAUAUGUAAAGUUUACACAUGGAGGAAAGGACUCUAAGUGGUGGGCAGGGUGGUACGGAUCCAGAGUCACCAACAGCAGUGUCACCAUUGAGCAAUAACCUUGCCCAAAAACCCACCUCCUGAUGCUUUCAGAACUGACUUUGCAACAAUUUUAUUUAGCGUGGCAUGAGCUGCAUUCCUCAGCAGGUCCCAGUACAAAUGUGUCAUUGCACAUGCCAUUCGAUUAACACUUUAUGCCAAGCGAAUAAAUAUCAAACAUGGGCAUAAUUAACAGCUAGCAGAGGAGCUAAGCUGGGAGAAGGCCCAAGAAAAUCCCUCUCCUCUCCUGUCUCCAUUCCCCUGGCAAAUGAAUACAUGUACUGCAUUGAGUGCCAACUUGGAAAAUAGCUGAGGCAAGCAGUUCAUUUUAUCUACCUGCACCCCGGUACAAUGAAUGCAUGCACUGAUGAAGAGUUUUUGCCUGAAAUGUCGAUUUUCCUGCUCUUUGGAUGCUGCCUGCCCUGCUGUGUUUUUCUAGCACCACUCUCGUCUUGACUCUAAUCUCCAGCAUCUGCAGUACCCACUUUCGCCACAAUGAAUGCAUGCACUACGCCACACUGCCUUGCCCUGUUUAGUCUGGUCCGUUUGGACUGCAAGUACAAAACCAGGUGAUAAAUCCAUGUGACGCAAUCACAAACCAAUAGCUAUGCAACUCAGAGUGUAACCAAUCUGACAUUUCUCUGCUGUCAUCUCUAUCUGUGCUAUUUUGAGGCGAACAGGAUUGAAGAUAUCCUGAGCCAGUCUGCUAGAGUUUACCAGAGAAGAAACGAUCAAUUUUCAAGCCAAUCUAUAAUGUUAUUGAGUGAUUGAGAAAAUAAUUUGCAUUAAAUGGAUUUGAAACACUAUUAUUGGCUUUACAUGCUUUAAAUUUGCCAAUGAACUUAUUAAAUCCGAUUGACAAAUAAUUAUGAUGUGUAUUAAAUUUAAUGGAUAAUUAUUAUUUAACAGCCCAUUCUUGAAAGAAACAUAUUUCUUCCAACCUCGGAUUCUGAACCAUUCUCCUUGAAAACCUGGUGUUCUGCAGUGUCAGAGGGCCUACAGGAAACACAGAGAUUCCAGAGUCACAGGCAAGCUUGGAUGGAACCAUUUGUGAAAUCCUUGUAUUGGCUGCAGGAAAUAAUUAAGCUUAAUUGGCAAGGAAUAGCAAUAAACAAUGCAUUUUGGUAAUUAAUGAGAUGCGUGGAAACAAUAGGUCUAGAUUUGGGAGUAAAUGUCAUUCACAGUAAAUAAGAGCUACACUAUUUGAAAUGUAUGCUCACGUUUGUAAAGUGAAUAAACGAGUGUUUAACUAAUUGUC
Chiloscyllium plagiosum (whitespotted bambooshark) is the source of this 2098-nucleotide messenger RNA. RefSeq names its product F-box only protein 44-like. Gene Ontology annotation, molecular function: ubiquitin protein ligase activity; protein binding. NCBI's taxonomy places the organism in Eukaryota, Metazoa, Chordata, Chondrichthyes, Orectolobiformes, Hemiscylliidae. Gene Ontology annotation, biological process: glycoprotein catabolic process; SCF-dependent proteasomal ubiquitin-dependent protein catabolic process; ERAD pathway. Gene Ontology annotation, cellular component: cytoplasm; SCF ubiquitin ligase complex. The record is from RefSeq and is a predicted model, not a curated record.